Molecule: messenger RNA, 1278 nt
Organism: Lachancea mirantina
Lineage: Eukaryota; Fungi; Ascomycota; Saccharomycetes; Saccharomycetales; Saccharomycetaceae
Source: the annotation of a GenBank genome assembly
AUGGCAAACAAAAGACGACCCAAAAAGACAAAAGCGCCAUAUCGCAAGUAUGUCGCUGGGCAGGGGUUUGUUCACACCAGAGGGUUUACAUCCACUGAAGCCGUGGCACGAGAUGAGGGAGACAGUUUAGGAGGGCUUGCAGACCAGUUUAGCGAAUUGUCGAUUGGAGCCAAUAAGAUACGCCCUGCUAAUGAAGAGAGAAGUCGCGAGCUGCAUCAACCGGCUCUGGGAGAUGGAAUGGCUCUCCCGUGGGAGCUUUUCAGGCUAAUUUUGCAAUUUUCAGAGACAAUCGAACCCCAAUACCUUCUCGUUUGUCGGACUUGGUAUUUUAUCUCCUUGUCAUUUCUUUAUCGGGCUCCAAAGCUCUCAAGCCGGAAUUUUUACAAAUUCGUCGAUGCUCUCGUAAACAAUCGCAAGAAGCGACUAGGCGAACAUGUUGUGACGCUAGAUCUUUCCACCAUCAUACAAAGUGGCAAAAACUCGUUUGUCUCCAAGUUAUUACGCCGAUGUAGCCCGCGCUUAGAAACUUUUACCGCCCCUCAAACUAGUUUUGGUUACGCGCCUCUGAUAAGCCUGAAGUCAUGUCACAAACUGAAAUAUCUGGAUUUGGGACUUGUGUCAGAGACCGUUCAGCUGCGGGAACUAUUUCAGGCCAUUAAAGGCUUUAAUUGUCUGACGCAUCUUUCGUUUCCCAGAAGUUCCAUCGACUGCGAGGGUUUUCGAGAAUUUCAAUGGCCUCCCAAUCUGCGAUAUUUGAAGCUAAGCGGAGGUAUUACCAACGAAUUCGUGAGUGAAACGAGUUUCCCACGUUCCAUACGAAGACUCGAGUUUUCCUACUGUCCUCAGAUAAAUGAGCACGCCGUUUACACGGUUCUGGCCAAAAUUGGGGACACGCUGACUCAUCUUUACUUCCAUUACCCCAUGCCAGCACUUCAAGAAAGCUCGCUUGACUACGUUUUCAGAUAUUGUUCCAAUCUAAUCACUCUUCAGCUUACCGUCGACUACUGUUCCAAAUGGGCUUUUUCUGAGAAUUUUCUCACUCCUUUACCUUACCCACGACCUUUAAGGAACCUCAGGCUCGAAUGUAGUGGAAGCUUGGGCCAAGCAUUUAAAGUACAUCCUGAUGAUCUCACAAUCGCCGUGGUUGAAGAAAGGCUACCGAAUUUGAAAACCUUAAGAGUCACAUCAAAACUGGGUUGGGACAUGAACGGAGACGAUGUUGGAGACUUAGUCUCGUGCUUGGAGGAUCAAGAAGCAAGCAUAUACGUUACCUUCUAA